This is a messenger RNA of Lymnaea stagnalis (great pond snail), 10060 nucleotides long. NCBI's taxonomy places the organism in Eukaryota, Metazoa, Mollusca, Gastropoda, Lymnaeidae. The record is from the annotation of a GenBank genome assembly.
GGAGGUGCUGGUAAACCUGGCCAGGUCGUCAAGACUCUGAAGACCGGCGAUGUCUCAGUCAGAUGGAGGUCUGGCGACGUCUACAUGUACCGUUUGGGGUCAAAUGGCAAAGUGGACUUGAAACUAGUUACUAAUUGCUAUGGUAACUUCUACUACAAGAGUCAUCUCCCGCUUGUUGGUAAGUAUAUCUCUCAAAUAAAAAGAAUGUAAAAAAUUGCAAGAUUUAUUUAUUCAACAAUGUUGAUCAAAUUUGCUUUAUUAAUUAACUUAAUACCAUGGAACUUAAAAGAUCUAGUUAAGUGUUUCAUAUAAAAAUUAAAAAUAAACAUCUUAUUUAAGUUCGAUUCUUCAUCUUGUGUUAGCAAAUUUACUAUUCAUUAGUCAUCCACAAUUGAUAAAAGAAGAUAUUUCAUCAUAAAACGAUUUAAUAAAAUUAUCUUCUACAGGUAAAUUGAAUGAUGAAACUAUUGAAAAUAACUAUUUUCAAAAAGCUCACAUCUCUGCUGAUAGAAGAAAGGUAUCUAACAAUAUUUCCAGUAAUUAAUUUACGUUUUUUUACUUGAUUUAUAAAUGGUAUAGUGCUGAAAGCGAUUCAAUUUUUCAUUUCUUUCAUAGCAGAGCAUAAACGUCACAAACUUUAGCUGAGCGCACCGUUGAAGUCACCAAAAAAUAAAAAAAAGAAGCUUUUCCAGUGAGUAGUGGAGUUAAGCAAGGUUGCGUGCUGGCUCCUACUUUAUUUGCAAUCUUUUUCUCCAUCCUACUCCAGCAUGCCGUUCAGAACAACAGCGAGGGGAUAUACAUCCACACUAGAGAUGAUGGCAAAUUAUUCAACAUUGCGCGCCUUAGAGCUAAGACUAAAACAAGAAAGGUCUUGCUGCGGGAGUUCUUGUUUGCGGACGAUGCCGCUUUGGUAUCUCACACAGCUGACGCCCUGCAGAGCCUCGUAUCCAGCCUAUCCGCUGACUGCAAAGAGUUUGGCCUGAUAAUUAGCCUAAAGAAAACUAACAUUAUGUCACAGGGCGCUGACUCCCUCCCCACUAUCGCCAUCGAUGACUACAACUUGGAUACUGUUGACAGAUUCACAUAUCUGGGAUCAAACAUAUCGAGCACCCUCUCAAUGGAGGAUGAGAUAAGUGGGAGGAUAGGGAGGGCCGCAACUGUUAUGGCCUGACUGAAGAAAAGAGUCUGGUCAAACGCCAAACUCACAACGAGAACUAAGCUGCAGGUGUACCAGGCCUGCGUACUGAGCACACUUCUGUAUGGAUGCGAGUCGUGCACCACAUACUCUAAACACGAAAGAAGGCUCAAUGGCUUCCACCUCAGAUGCCUGCGCCACAUCCUUGACAUUAAAUGGCAAGACAAAGUCCCCAACACGGAUGUCCUGUCCCAAACAAACAUGUGUAGCGUCCCAGCCAUGUUAAUCCAAAUACGCCUCCGCUGGCUUGGACACGUCAAGCGAAUGCAACCUGGUCGCAUACCAAAGGACGUGCUAUGCAGUGAGCUGGCGACAGGGAAAAGGUCAGUUGGACGGCCUCGUCUGAGAUACUUAGACAUAUGCAAAAUAGACAUGAAGUCGGCCAACAUCGAAAUCUCAAACUGGGAGGUGCACGCAGAGGAUCGAUCCUCAUGGCGGGGCAUAGUGAAGGUAUGAUCACUACAUGCCGAGGAUCAAAACAGAUCGGAAACAGCUGCAAAAAGAGCGAGGAGGAAGGCCGGUAAAUACUGCUCCACAGCAUUCGUGAGUGGGAAAUGUAACAGAGACUGCCAUUCGAGGAUUGGUCUCACCAGCCACACCAAGAGCUGCAAGCUGUAAAGAUAAUAUAUCGUCUUCCACAGACGGAAAGAUGCCAUACAUAGCGCUGUUUAUGUAGGGCAAUAUGGUUCUCAGAAACCUAUUUUUAGGAUAGACUGAUACUCCAGCAACAAAGGUUUAAUUACAGAAUUUCUUGUCUAAAAGAGUCCCCCCCAACAUAUUUUCAAGCGCUGCUUCCAUAAUAAUAUAAAUAUACAGAGGUAUGAGGUAAAAUAUUUGAUAUCGCAAUUCAAUGCCAACGGUAUCACUCUUUCAACAAUUCAAAUUACGAAAAUAGAGCCGCUCUUAGGAUUUUGGGGGCCCAAGACAUGGAACGUAGGUAGUGGGCAGCGGAUGGGGGGGGGGGGCAGAGUGUAGAGCUUCGCCGGAGCGGAGGAGAAAAUAGGAUUGUGAAGUUGCAAAAUAGACAUCAGACGAGAGAUUUAUAACCACCUACCUCCUUUUCUUCUCUUUCAACAAUUCAAAUUACGAAAAUAGAGCCGCUCUUAGGAUUUUGGGGGCCCAAGACAUGGAACGUAGGUAGUGGGCAGCGGAUGGGGGGGGGGGGCAGAGUGUAGAGCUUCGCCGGAGCUGAGGAGAAAAUAGGAUUGUGAAGUUGCAAAAUAGACAUCAGACGAGAGAUUUAUAACCCACUACCUCCUUUUCUCGAAACUGUCUUCCCGAUACAUUUUCUCCCCAAAAUGUUUUCUCUUGACAACACUUCGUUGACGUGUAACAUUUCCGACACCAUCUCUUUGCUGAUAGCAGUCUCCCGCCUUUAUCAUCCUUACAUUAGGAAUAAUUUGUUGACAUGGCGUGUAACUGCUAACCAUAUUGAUAAUUCAUCUACUAGAGAAAAUGUUGACUUCUGAAAUACAUGUACUUGCAAGUUGUUGGUUCAAAACAUUCGCCCGUAGGGGUCCCCUUGACAGUGUUGUCCAAUAAGUUGUUGCCAAGUUUGCCUAUACCUAAGAACGGGUCUGAUGAGAAGAAGAAUCGACCACUGUAUUGGUUCCUCGGUUUUUGGCGAACGUCGAACCACUCAAAAGCUGAUGGGAAAAGGCAGUCCUAACGACGGUAGAGCGAUACCGACGAAUGGAUAGACAGGAACCCUGCUUCCAGCUACAUGAUAAAUGGGUAAAACGACCAAAUUAAAGAGACCGUCCUUUAUGGACAUGGUCCACAGUCUUGAGGAAGACCUGGCAUAAACCACAAUAAGAGAAAAAGUAAGGGUGAUCAGGGAACGGGGCCCCCACAAAAGCCUUACCAGGCCUGAAAUACACAUCGCCAUGACGUCUACUAAAGCUACAACAACCAGCCUUCAACCAGAACUAUCAGAGGCAGUGCAAGAAAAGAUUAAAGCUUACCCAGACAGCCUCUUAAAACGUCUUCACAGACGGUUAAUACUUCGCAAGAGAAGAAUGCAGAGCCCAUGGUGCUCUUUUCAAGUAUUCCAAAGAGAUAGCUCCACCCGAAGAACUAUCCGGACCGAGUGGAAACAAUCGAACGAACCUCGAUGCUGAGAUCGAAGCAAUAUUGGUUGCCAUAAAAAGAGUCCGCCAACGCCUAACAAAAAGCAAGAAAAAAAAAAACUUCCCGGAUGUUGUUGUCAUCACCGUCUCACGCUCAGCUCUCGAGCAAUUGGGAAGGGGCUCUACGAAGACCACGAUGGUAAAUGUCAUUCUAGAGACAGUUGGUAACAUCCAAUGAGAGGCGGCAAACUAAUCGUACAGUGUAUCGCUUCGCACGUUGAGGUGACGCAACACGACAAGGCGGACUCCUUGGCUAAAGAAGGCCGCAACCCAAUAAACGAAUGACUCUGCUGGGAGUCAACGCUUGGUUGAAAGACCACUUUUGUAACAAGUGUUUAAGCGAUUGGGCCGCAGGAGAAACUGGACGACAGCUUUACCGGAAAAUGCCCCGACCGAGCAAGAGCGGCUCUUGGUGGAAUCUCAAGAGAAGCGACCAGAGCCUCAUCACCCAGAUGACAGGUCUCUGCGCGACGCGCAGCUACCUCCAUAGACUCGAUGACAGAAGGGAACCAACCUGCCGCUUUUUGCAACCUCACUUUUGGUCGACUGUCCCAGGGGCGGGAAGGGGACAGAGGGUCGGGACCCAGAGACCUGACUUGAAGAUAUGAUUCACGGUGACACCCAACCAGAUGAGGCAAGCCGCCAUAUCAAUAGCCAGGGCAAUAAGAGAGUAAAUCUCAGCCCAAAAGAGCAUUGAACAUUUAGUUCCUCGAUAGUUAGAUAUAAGUUUUAACAGCCUAGUUUAAUGUAUUCAAUUUAAACAAAAAAAUUAUAGUAUUAAGAUUUUUUCAACCACAUCUACGUUUUAGUCAUCAACUAACGGAAAGGGUUUUGAAUCGAAGAACCACAGAGAACCUUUUUACCAUGUUGACAACAUGAGGAGGAAGAACAAAGAAGAGAGCUCACAGCCUCACGUAAAUAGUGCCUACUCCACAAGGGGCACUGGGUCCAACUACGAUCGUGAAGCUGGACCCUCACACACAAGUGAUAGGGAUUCAGACGGUGAGAUGUCAAAAUUGUUUUUAAAUAUUUGAUUUUUAAUUUUUGUAAAUCGUCAAAGCCAUCGUCAUGUUUUUCUUCUCCUGUUAACAAAUCUAUAUAAAAAAAGAGUUCAACGUCGAGUUUGUUUGUUUGUCUGUUUGUUUGUUUGUAUUUUUAGGCGUUUUGGAUGUUUUUAACCUACAUAAAAAAAGAAUUUAAAAAAAAAAAAUAAUGGACCAAGAGAUCCCAAUUUUUUGUACAGAUGUUCACUUCUUUCCUAGAAGUAAUAUAGUCUAAGUCUAUGGUCCGAAAUCACGUUGGCCUAUGUGGGGCCCAUAAUUCGUGUUUAUUCUCUUACGAGCUUUACAAAUGGAAGAGUGUCCUGAUUUCGCACUUUUGCUCUGUCGUUCAAUAUUAGUGGAAAAAGGAGCAUACCAAUGGCGUGGAAUAAUCCUAUAAAGUAUUGAUUAGUGGAGCACACACGUUGGGUAGAUUUAUGUUAGAGAGUGUGGGUAAUUUGAGCACAUAAAUGAUAUACAUUUAUCGUAGAAAACCUGCGCUCUUCAGCACAGUCAUUACAGAGAGUCACCAGUGUGCAUGUACACAGAAAGAAGGUAUACCGAUUGCGCUUUUUUCAAGCUAUUGAUUGCUUCUAAACUUUUGAACCGUUUUCCAGUCUUUAUGGAAAAUUGAGAAUGAUAAAAAAAAAAUCAUUAAAAAAAAAAUUAAAGAGUUUUAUCUUUAAAAAUAUUUUGGACAUCAGAGCCCGAAUCGUGACGCAAUUUACGAACGCCCCUUUGUUAAUUCCCAUUGCCUUCCUAGUGUGGAUGAACACAGAAAAAAGUCUUACGGAGUGCGCUCUUUUGAAGCGAUGGCGCCAAAAUUAUGGAACAGUUUGCCUCAAUCUUUGAGGGGAAUUGUAAAGGAUAAAAAAUCAUUUACAAAACAUUUAAAAACUUUUUUGUUUCAAUAGAUUUCGGAAAACCAGAGCGCGGUGAGCAUGCUAAAGUGGCAUGGAUACCAGCGCGAUGUAAAUAUCAAAAUUAAUCAAUCAAUCAAUUGCCUUAAUAAAAAUAGUAAUCUACGUAUGAUAGAAAGUAAGCAAUAACGGUGAGUUCAAACGCGUGCAAGAUAUCAUUCCAGAUAACUGCACUAAAUGAGAUUCUUAAAAAUUGCCACAAGUGUUUUUGGUGCGUACUAUGUAAUACAUAAUUUGGGGGUUUGACAUUAAAGUAUUAAUUUAGUUCAGCGGGGUCAAAAAUGUUUUCGGUGGCGUAUACGGGGAGGGUGAGGCUUGGUAGCACUAACUUGGAUUCUAAUAAAUGCGUUAGCCGUUACUGGAAUGCGUGAUUUGCCAAGUAAUUUGAGCAGAUUACCGCCGACAUUGCUUUGGCGAGCAAUGCAACUUGUUUAAAAAAAUGUUAUGGAACAAUAUUAACCAAUCACAUAUACGCAAACAUUGCAUUUUCGUGAUUUUUUUUUAAUUUUAAAAAGCUUUACUGGGGGUUGGGGGUAGGGGGGGGGGGUCCGCAUUAUACACGUUGAUCGUACUAUGCGUGGUACUGUAUAGCACCUCGAAGCUGCUGAGAAAGAGCUCAAAUGAAUAAGUUUAAAAAAAUGUUAUGGAACAAUAUUAACCAAUCACAUAUACGCAAACAUUGCAUUUUCGUGAUUUUUUUUAAUUUUAAAAAGCUUUACUGGGGGUUGGGGGUAGGGGGGGGGGUCCGCAUUAUACACGUUGAUCGUACUAUGCGUGGUACUGUAUAGCACCUCGAAGCUGCUGAGAAAGAGCUCAAAUGAAUAAGUGAUAGUGACGAGAGAAGGCAGCUGCUCUUCAAAUGUUACAUUUUUGGCAUUGGCUGUUUUCAGGGUGACCCGUUUUCAUACCACAGCUCUUUUUGUUUUGUUUCUUAAAUCAAAGUAACUUAGGCGAUGUUGAUUUAUGUUAUUUUAUUUUGGCACUAAGGCCCCAAUUUUAGUACCGCUAUGUAUCUGACAUUUUAGUACCACUAUGUAUCUGACAUUUUAGUACCGCUAUGUAUCUGACAUUUUAGUACCGCUAUGUAUCUGACAUUUUAGUACAGCUACGUAUCUCACAUUUUAGUACCGCUAUGUAUCUGACAUUUUAGUAACGCUAUGUAUCUGACAUUUUAGUACGGCUAUGUAUCUGACAUUUUAGUACCGCUAUGUAUCUGACAUUUAAGUACCGCUACGUAUCUGACAUUUUAGUACCGCUAUGUAUCUGACAUUUUAGUACAGCUAUGUAUCUGACAUUUUAGUACCGCUAUGUAUCUGACAUUUUAGUACCGAUAUGUAUCUGACAUUUUAGUUCCGCUAUGUAUCUGACAUUUUAGUACCGCUAUGUAUCUGACAUUUUAGUACCGCUACGUAUCUGACAUUUUAGUACCGCUAUGUAUCUGACAUUUUAGUAACGCUAUGUAUCUGACAUUUUAGUACCGCUAUGUAUCUGACAUUUUAGUACCGCUAUGUAUCUGACAUUUUAGUACCGCUAUGUAUCUGACAUUAUAGUACAGAUAUGUAUCUGACAUUUUAGUACCGCUAUGUAUCUGACAUUUUAGUACCGCUAUGUAUCUGACAUUUUAGUAACGCUAUGUAUCUGACAUUUUAGUACCCCUAUGUAUCUGACAUUUUAGUAACGCUAUGUAUCUGACAUUUUAGUACCGCUAUGUAUCUGACAUUUUAGUACCGCUAUGUAUCUGACAUUUUAGUACCGCUAUGUAUCUGACAUUUUAAUACCGCUAUGUAUCUGACAUUUUUUGUUACCGACGUUUAACGAGGCCCCCUUUGAAAAGAUUCCUUAAAUAUUUACUCUAAGGCUUUUGUAUAGGACCCAUCGUUUGUACAUAUUGGCAUGGGCGACCUAUUUCUUAAGGCCGGGACGGUUGGAAAAAGGGGAAGAGGGACAAAUUUUAAAAUGAAAUGUGCUAAAGCUUUGUAAAUCUUUUGUAAAUAAAUGUGUGAAAGAUAAUAUUCAAGCAAAAGGAACCAACAUUUUCCAUACCUAUAACGAUUGUGUAGUCAGUUCUACAUCUCUCUAGACAUUGCAAAUGUGAAGAAGAAACCAACUGUCGGUAGUUGACAGAAAUCUUCAAGAAUUGUAAAUAACAGAUUCCAUUAAAAAAAAAAUCAUCGCAAAUAAAAAUCCAGCAACACACCUUCACUUUUUGUAAAACUAACACUCAUUUUAAUGUGUAAUUUCAAUUUAGAUUUAUUAUGUAAUUUAUCACUUGUUUUUUGAGGUAAUUACUAAUAUUUUGUUCGCUGGAUUAGACGAUGCAAUGACUGAGGAGAGGUCACCACCAGCAAAGAAAAGUGGGUUUAAAAUAGGAGACAAUGUCAAAAUCGCAGUUGGAUUGUCAGCUCUGAAAAAACUUCAGGACGGACAUGGAGGAUUUCCCAGUAACAUGAUGAAGGUAUUUUAGAAGAAAAAAAGGAUACUUAAUAGAACAUGGAUAUGUUUGUAGCUUGAUUUUUUUCGUAUCUAUUGUUUUGUUUUGUCAACACCUCUCUCUCUCUCUCACUCUCUCUCUCUCUCUCUCUCUCUCUCACACUCUCUCUCUCUCUCUCUCACUCUCUCUCUCUCUCUCUCUCUUUCUUUCUCUUUCUCUCUUUAUAUGUUUGUAGCUUGUUUUUUUUUCGUAUCUAUUGUUUUGUUUUGUCUACACCUCUCUCUCUCUCUCUCUCUCUCUCUCUCUCUCUCUCUCUCUCACACUCUCUCUCUCUCUCUCUCACUCUCUCUCUCUCUCUCUCUCUUUCUUUCUCUUUCUCUCUUUACCUCUGUCCUAUCUGUUUAUUAUAUAUUUGUCACUCUAUACAUUUUUUUCAUCAUUGUAUAUAUGCAAGUACAUGUUUUCUGUAAUCUCAUAUAUUCUGUUUUAAAAAAAAAAACCAACAAUUUUAUAUUUCAAUUUAAAUUGUAUUUUAAAUUAUAUGCGGUAUUCUUAUGUUUUUAAUAUGUCAUUGUGUAUGCUAUGCCACACUAUGGAAUGUGAAAUAUAACAUUUAAAAAUAUAUGUCUCGUUUAGUGGACGUUGAAGAAGAUUGUAUUUAAAUGAAUGAAAUGUACAAAUAUUUUUUUUUCUUUUUAAAAAUAUUUAAGCUGAUUACGUUCUUCAUCAGCAUUUUGUCAUAUCCCUGAUAAAAGAAGCGGUAUGUUUAUCCUGUCACUCAAUUCACGGAUAUCACCUUUCAAGGGGUCCUCAAAAUAAAUUUUAAAAAUAACACCACCUAAGUGUGGUUGAUAUGCUUUAAACGUAUUGCCAAUGCUCGACUCUUACUUAACAACAUUCAGGACGCAUCAGAAGGGUUACCAGCUGACAGUAUAAAUGGGUCAAGAUGUCAGGGAAUAUAAAAAAAAACAACAACGCAUAAUCUGGUUCCCUAGCUGAAUUGACAGCCUCUUGCUACGGUCAUUAAAACACAUCCAUAUCGUUGUUUUAUUUAUAGCUGCCAAGUUUAACAAAAAAAAAAAAACACAGACAUAUUGAACUGAACGUAUUUGUUCAAUACAUCAAUUUCACUCAAUUUGGUUUAAUAAAUUUAAAUAAAAACAAAACCAAAAAAUCUCUUUUUUAUUUUUUUUUUCUGAUCAGCACGUCGCUAAAGUUGGUACAGUAUUUUCCAUCAACGACAAUGGUGACGUCAAGGUGAAAUUUGGAGACAGCGGGCCGUACCUCUUCAAUCCUGACGCCCUGUCAAAGGUUUGUGGGAGUUUUAACUAAUUGAAACAUCAACAGAAAUUAAGGUCUAUACCAGUUUGGACCAGUUAAAAUCUGUUGUAAAACUAAGGCAAGGUGUCAUCACCGCAUGCAAUUUGAAGAAUUAGAAACUCUCUGGCUGGGGGAAAAAAAAUUGCAAGUGAUUAUAAAUUAUAUAAUGCAACCUUUAUACUGAUUAGCAUGAGAGGAGUGGGGGCAUCGGCUCGCGAGCCAAAUGUGGCUCGCCGCGCAUGCGUCUUGAAUGGCUCGCUCUCCCUUUACCAAAAAAAAAUUCAAAUGAUUAGAAUGAUCAUAAUUAAAUAAUAUCGAAGAAAAAAUGGACGUGUAGAUUAAACAUUCUAUUACAGAUGUCACUACUACAUCAUGAGCUUGUUUCUCUUUCUGAUGAAAUAAUAAAUUAGAUUUGAAUCGGGUCAAGGACAAACAACCCCCCCGUACCCCCUCAACCUAUUUCACCACAUCUGGCUCCCGUGCUUCUUGUACCUCUUGAAUUAGGUUCGCAACUUCAAAGGUUUGCCCAUCCGUAUGUUGGCACAUUUCAUUUCAUACAAACAUUUUUUUUGUUGCAAACUAAUGAACAAUCUCCUUUGUAAAUGCUUAAAAAUGAGCUUGCAAUAUUUGAACACUGACACUAGCAGCUUAUGCAUUUGUAAAUCCUGGUGUCUUUAAUUUUCGUAGAUAUUGAAUGACCCAAAGUCGACAGGGGAGCCCACACCAACCACGUCCAGGGCGGAACCUACCACACGCCUCAAGCCAGAGUGCACGAUUUGUCUGACCCAGGAGGCCUGUGCGGCCUUCGUGCCGUGCGGACACAUCGCCUGCUGUCAGAGAUGUUCCAAGUUUUUCAAAAAAUGCCCCAUUUGCCGGGGUGAAGUCAAAACCAGCUUCCGGGUUUUCAUCCCAUGAAGUGAUGUCUCGAAAGAGUAACAUGAAUCCUAGAUUUUUUGGUGGGGUCCAUGAAGUGAUGUCUCGAAAGAGUAACAUGAAUCCUAGAUUUUUUGGUGGGGUCCAUGAAG